CACCUUCUGACCGAAAUGACCUACCGCAGUCACAUCGUGGGACCAUCGCGUGCAUUCGAUCACAUCUACGAUCCGUUGUACGUCGCCUCCGAUCAGAAGGAUGUCUGUCGGGCGAACAACGCAGCCCUCAGUCGAUCGGCUCCGAUCGGGAUCUUUCCGGUGUAUCAAACCAUGUUCAGUGAACUGCCCCGGAUGACCCGUAAUCACUACGUGAUGCAUCGGAAUCCUCUUCCGUAUUACCCCGAUAUGCAGGUAAAUUCCGAGGUGAAGGUGCCGUUCGUUCCGGAUGUAUCGAGGAUUCUCGGUACGGAACGUUCCAAGUUCUUCUGUCAUCCGACGGCCGGCGAGACGGGUACGUUGCUCAAGCUAAACGAGAGUAUGGAGGAGUUUUGCCACUGUGAUCAAUCGGCAGAACCACGGUUCAAGGAUGCUGCGUCCCAGACCAUGUAUCGAGAGUCUUCCGCUCAAACGCAACCUUGGAUGCCGACGGCAGUGCUGAAAGAUGCAGACUUGGGUACGGCUGAGAUCGUUUAUGUAGCGGAAAUGCUGCAACAUACGCGCUAUCCGGGAAUUAACGAGGUGGAAAUCAUCGAGCGUGCAAGGAAGAAGCGAAACUGGGAGUACUCGGUGGGAAGCUGCGAUUCAGCGGAUGAGUGGGCGCAGCAGAAGCUGGUUCUACAGAUUUUCGAGUGGGAGGAAUGGGUGGCACGCGAGCGUCAGAUCGAUCGGUAUCAAAUGUUGCGACUCCAGCUGGUAGCGAAGAUUAUGGAAAAACGUGAGAGGGACACGAAGCAAGCCACCGAGAGUAAGAUGGAGAAUACCAAGAACAGGAUCAACGAACAGAGGAACAAAGCGAUGGAGAAACUGAAGAUCAACUAUGAGCGGAACAUGCGAAAAUUGGAGAAGAAACGGAAUGAUUCAAAGGCGAACAAAUUCCGUUCGCCGCAUGUCCCGAAACCGGAGGAAACUACCGUGGCGGCUACACAAAAGAAGGGAUUCUGUAAAAAAUCCUACAACUAUGACCCGAAUCUGAUUGAAGUUGGAUUAACAAAGUUGGAGAAGAAGAUCACCAUAACGCACAAGAUGAAGGAUGUUAACAAUCAACGUCCAGAACUGUGGAAACCUAAGGAAGUCUGCCGGGAGUUCCAAAAAGGAUUUUGGUCCGACCAUUUCCUACGAAAGCUUUACGAUUCCCUCAAACAUUUUCGGCACAAGAAAGAUACGAAACCGGAGAUGCCAAAGUGCCUGAUUGUGGUAUCGUCCCCUACCGAGAGCAUCGUCGAUUCCCCACCCAGAGUCAGUGAAGAACGGGAAGAUGAUAUUCUCUACCAGCAAGCCGUCCUACUUCAAAAAUUGAUCAAUGGCCGUGCCACACAGGAAAUGAUCCACAAAGACUACGCCGCAGACCGGGACCUCGUCGAAGAUCUCAUUUCCACUCAUCGUCUCCCGGUGGUAGAAGAAUUCUUCCCUAUUGAUCCUAUCAAAACGGGAAGCGUUCGCGAAAAGUAUCUGCACAUUCUGCGCAACGAACAGCUGCUAGACGAAUUCGUGGAGAACUGCACUCAUGCUCAAAUGACUUCCCUCAUGACAACUCUGGAGCGGGAACUGUCUAGACUGCAGAACGAGCGAAACACCCAUGCGUUCUACCUGUUGACCGAGCAGGAGCGCUACUUCCGUGAGGCACGUGAAACUCGCCACAUUUCGGAGAUGAAAUUUCAGGAUAACGAAGAGUUGUCAAUCUACCUGGAGAAUGCUCUUCUGGAGAAAGUUGAAGGAGAUAGCCUGGACGAUACACGCGGGCAAAUUCAAGAACUGAUUAAGAAAUUCGACACGGAAGCUGACAAACGUAUAAACUCAAUCGACGAACCAGCUCAGAACCAUGGAACCAUCGCUUCCUGCCUGAUGGACGAACUGCUGAUGCCGGAUGUCUACCGUAGAGUUGCUAGGGAGAACAUCAAGAUGAAGCAGAAGCCGCUCCUAUCGGAAGCCCACGAAGCGAUUUUCCAACAAGUCGAUCUCAAACCGUUGGAUUCCGUUCCAGAAGAAGUGAUGGAAACAUUGCGGAAAGAAUCGGCAGCAGCUGAGAUCGUAGCUUUGGAAGAAGCCCCGGAUUUGGACACACGUAGUGAAGGUCAAAUAAUUAUUGGGGACAUUUUGAGCAACGUUAUUGACUGUGCCCUGUCGGAGAACGAAGUGGACGAUAUUCCGGAGGAUGUUGGAACCAACUUUUUUGGCUUGAAGUCGGGAGCGGGAGAUGAAGGUGCUGGUGAGGAAGAAGAAGCUGAGAAGAUGGCCAGCAUGCUGAUUGAAGAUAUGAUUACACAUGUAUGCGAAGCACCGGAGGAGUAA
This is a messenger RNA of Ochlerotatus camptorhynchus, 2349 nucleotides long. RefSeq names its product cilia- and flagella-associated protein 91-like. The transcript is spliced from 3 exons. Bases 16 to 2349 code for a protein of 777 amino acids. The record is from RefSeq and is a predicted model, not a curated record. Lineage: Eukaryota; Metazoa; Arthropoda; Insecta; Diptera; Culicidae.